CAUUUCCAUUUAUUUUUGCAUGCAUAUCGUACGUAUAAAUUUGCAUCAACAAUCGGAGACGACGCGCUCAUUUCAGGUACCGGAUAACGUCAAAUUAUGAUUGAAAACGUGUAGACUAUGAGCUUAAAGUACCUAAUCUGCCCAGCAUCAUUCCUGCAACUAGCUGCCUAAUGCCAAGAGAAAAAAAGACUACUAAAAGACUCCGCACUGCAUCAACAGACAGUGAGCGCGAGAACACUGACAGCAGUAAGGGGUCGUCUACAAGCCAGCCACCAAGUCCGACGAAGAAACGCAAGAAACCUCCCGGCUUAAAGGGGCCCGGGAGUGGUUCUGCUGGAGGCAAUCUGGCUCCCCCACCUACCCCUAGUGGUGACAACAUCAUAGCCUCCAACCCAUUUGAGGACGACCCCAGCGGGGCGACAGCAACCGCUCGGGGUCUCAACUUACUAACACGCCGUCUCGGCCGCACGGCGGCCAUGAACAAUCAGUUUGGGCCUUACGGCAACUCAUUUCAUCACCAACAUGGCAUACCACCGGGUGGAGGGCCGUACCCCAACAACAUGGCCAACAGUCACAACUCCAACGGCCCUAUGCCUCCUAUGAUGUACAGUAAUCCUCAGACUCUUUUCCCUUGUGGGAUCUGCCAUCAGCAGGUCCAAGAUUCAGAAGACGCGGUCAUCUGCGUCAGUAGCUGCCACACGUGGUUCCACCGCAUCUGUACAGGUAUGACAACGACAGCCUACACGUUGCUCAACUCGGAACAUGCGGCCGAAUGGGUUUGCGAUCGAUGCGUACGAGAGAAGAAGAUACCUCUGGUAAGGCUCAAGACGCAACCGAUCUCGUAGCUCGUCUCUUCUUUUAUUUGAUUAUGUUUUGUAUAUAUUGGAUUAUCACCGGAGGCAUUGUUGAUCCCAGAACGCACAGAUCCUUUAAUGCCUGUUGCACAAGAGGGGUCAUUUUGAUUUCAUUAUUAUCUGCGCUAUCAAGCAAUUUACUGCAGUGGGGCAUCGUUCAUUUUGCAGUCAUUUUUUAGAUGAUGUCAUCUUCGCACGGUGCAUCAAAGAUUGUGCCAGUAGCAGUCAUACCUCUGGCAAAGGAUGCCUCCUGUGCAAUCGGCAUUAUUGGUGAACACAAUGUAAAAUGUAAUGAUUAUGGUUCUACUUGUUUGAAUAUGUUACAACUAGUAUUAGUAAGGUCACCAACGUUCCUGUCGCGUAAUCUGGUACAUGUCAUAAAUUCUUUUUUUAUAGAAUGUUUUUUUACUGAUAUUUAUUUUCUGUGUCUAGGUGAUGAGCAAGUUUGCUCUACCAUAUUACAUUUGAUACACUUCUAUUAACUAAUAACAUCUGUUGAGAGCCAGAAGGGC
This is a messenger RNA of Strongylocentrotus purpuratus (purple sea urchin), 1366 nucleotides long. Its product is annotated as pygopus homolog 2. The record is from RefSeq and is a predicted model, not a curated record. The coding region runs from base 171 to 845 and encodes 224 amino acids. The transcript has 3 exons. NCBI's taxonomy places the organism in Eukaryota, Metazoa, Echinodermata, Echinoidea, Camarodonta, Strongylocentrotidae.